AUGCGUGUCACACACCUUUUCUUUCUGGGCAUGCUGCCUCUGGCUGUUGGAGAGCGAGCCGCCAGGCAGGACGCCUUGGAGGCUGUGGAGGACGACAUCCAAAGCCGCAAGGAGGAGCACACGUCCAGAGGUGUCGACAAGUGGGGCUCGGGCGGCCCACCCAAGCCAUCCCAGUACUGCAAGGCGUACCCGAUCACAGACGCAACCAAGACGAACCUCAAUGCAGCGCUAGAAAGGCGCGCCUACGGAUCGAGUCUUCCAGCCGACGAUGAGCUCCUGGACGCUGCAGAGAAAGGUGACAUGACAAGGCUGUGUGCGCUGAUCCAUCACUGGGAUCAGCUGGCUGAUGUACCGGUAAAAGACCAUCGUCGUGACGCUGGGAAAACGUCAUUGCCAAAGAAGCCAAAUCUGGAUGCAGGUGCUGGUGCCUAUAGCGGACUUGGAAUGACACCGCUGCUGUAUGCGGUAAAGAAGAACAACAAGAACAUGCUCUAUGCACUGUUGGCCGCCGGCGCAACCGUGGACAGAGCAAACUCCGAAGGCGAAACACCGCUGAUUUACGCAGCCAUUCUCCGUAACACGGGGCUGUUUGAGCCCUUGCUCGCAUACAAAGCGAGGACGGAUGUGCAGUCCAACCCUGCCGCUGGAGGCAAAACGAUCAUGCACUACUGCAGUGACUACGAGUACAGCAAGUACUAUGAGGUGUGGAGGAAGUUCAAAAAGACUUCUGCCAAGGAUCUGAGGGACAGCAGAGGCAGGACCGCGCUUCAAGAGGCCGAGCUAUUGGAAGGUGGCGAGAUCUCGAUGCCCAGAUGUGCGAAGAUGAUGGGCUCGACCAAGGUAUAG
Messenger RNA from Symbiodinium sp. CCMP2592, 846 nucleotides. The record is from the annotation of a GenBank genome assembly. Lineage: Eukaryota; Dinophyceae; Suessiales; Symbiodiniaceae.